AUGCUCACCCGUAACCCUAGAAAGUGUGAAAAAGAAACACUGGCUGCCAUUUUGAGUUACAAAGCAAAAACAAGUUUGUUUGUUUUCUUUGUAGGUAGAUCCACAUGUUUGUGGCGAUGUAUAUAUAUAUACGUGCGUUCACGUGAUUUGAUAUGGGUAAUAGCUAAAAAUAAAAGUGUCUUUUUCCUUCUUGUGGUUGAGCAAACAGGAGAGACAGAAGAUGAAGCGGAACAGAAAAGGAUCCGAAAGAAAAAGGAAAACAAGAAGAGAGAUACGGGGACCCCCGUGGCCUUGGGGGCCGAGCCCGCUCCCCCACCUGGUGCUCCUGUAAGAGGCCCGAGGAAGAAGGCUUCGAGCUUCUUCUCGGAGCUCCGGGAAGAGCUGCGGUGUGCCCCCUCCGUGACCCCCCCGGAGGCCCCCGCAGGCCCACAAGCCCCUCCGGCGGCUGCAUCGCCCUCUCCCCUGAACAGGAGGGAGCCGGUGGAAGUGGUGGAAUUCCACAGCAGGAGCAAGAAAAGGAAGCAGAGGCCGGAUCAAGAUGAGAACGCCAAGACCAAAGCUAGUAUCCUUGAGAAAGAUGUGAAUAUACAAGAAUUUAACUUAGAAAAGGCUCGGCUGGAGGUGCACCGGUUUGGGAUCACGGGCUACGGAAAAGGGAAGGAGAGAGUCCUGGAACGGGAGCGUGCGGUCAUGCUGGGCGCACAGCCUCCCAAGAAGAGUUACGUGAAUUACAAGGUUUUGCAGGAGCAGAUCAAAGAGAAAAAGGCAGCCAAGGAAGAGGAAAAGAGAAUGGCCCAGGACACAGACAUUUUCAAGAAAAAGAAGAGGAAAGGGCAGGAGGACAGGAAAUCCAAGAAGAAGAAAGCAGCUCCCAGUAUUCUGUCAAGUGGACGGAUUGGCCAGGUUGGAAAAUUCAAAAAUGGGACCUUGAUUCUGAGCCACGUCGACAUCAGGAAGAUAAACUCCUCCCGCGUGGCUAAGUGAGCUGCUGCCGAGCGACAGGGGUGGGGAAGCCCUUGUACUGAGACUGGGCCGGCCAGACUCCAGACUGUUAUUUAUUUCCUGUUUCCUGACUGUUCUUUGAGGGAAAAUCCGAUAGAACCAGGAAAGCUUCUGGGGCUCAUGUGUCUGCGGGGCCACGUUGGGCCAACCACGCGCCGUGCGCAUGUGAAGUGAACCUGGUGAAAGACGUUUAAUUUUCCCAGCGCAUCUGUCACUCGAGUGUCACUUUCACUGGUGUUUUGUGCAUUCGCUCGUAAGAAGAUUUCUCAGGAAUGUACUGAUUUAUAAGGGCUAAUAAUUAACUUUCAAUCGCCAUUUAAUUUUCUAAAAACGAUUUGGUGUCACUAUUGUGAAAGAGCUAACAAUGUGGUCAUUUGUCAAGUUAUUUUGUGGGAAAAGCAGCUUCCAUGUUCAGUCUCAAGUAUAUAAAGUCUACUUCACAGGAAGGGACGUAAAUAAAAUUCACCCUUUGGGGCGUGUGUGGCCGUGACUGUGAAA
Messenger RNA from Myotis brandtii (Brandt's bat), 1500 nucleotides. It is a transcript of the gene FSAF1, whose product is annotated as chromosome unknown open reading frame, human C1orf131. The record is from RefSeq and is a predicted model, not a curated record. Bases 1 to 984 code for a protein of 327 amino acids. The transcript has 7 exons. NCBI's taxonomy places the organism in Eukaryota, Metazoa, Chordata, Mammalia, Chiroptera, Vespertilionidae.